Messenger RNA from Paramecium tetraurelia, 624 nucleotides. RefSeq lists its product as uncharacterized. The transcript has 3 exons. Lineage: Eukaryota; Ciliophora; Oligohymenophorea; Peniculida; Parameciidae. The record is from RefSeq and is a predicted model, not a curated record.
AUGUCCUAAAAACACAAAUUGCUAUCAAAUCGUAAAGUAUAUUCUGUAAAAAACUGUGGAUAAGAUUCACCAACUUAAACUUAAUAAAAUGAAUCACCAAUAACAAAUUCAUUAGAUAAAUCAUAUCAUAAUAUCAAAUUGAUUUAUGAUGAAUAUUUAUAGAUUAUUUAAGAAUAGCCUCCAAUUACAAAAGAAAUAAUGAAUUUAAAGGACAAAUUAAAGUUAAUAUAUAAAAGUUCACUUCAGUCUAGUAAGAUUGAAAAGGAAAUGCGUAUUUUUUUGAAGAUUUUGAUAAAAAUAACUUAAGCUAUUACUAAAGUGAGUUUCUAAUGGAUCAAUUUCAUAGUUAAGGUGCUUUAAUUUAGUAAGAUGGUACAAUACAUGUAAUUUUCAUGUUUUCUAUUUUAGCAAGGCAUAUAUUUUAGGGUACUAGUAGAGGAGAUAUUUCCCAUCUUAUCGCGGCAACAUUUACUUGACGAUAACGGAUAGACAAGUGGAAUUGGAAAAUAUAUUUGGAUAGAGGGGUCUACAUAUUUUGGUGAUUUCUUUGGUGGUAGUUUUAAUGGAUUUGGAUAAAUGACUUUUGUAAAUGUAAAAAUUAAUAUUAUUAAUCAUUUUAUCUGA